Messenger RNA from Helobdella robusta, 777 nucleotides. RefSeq lists its product as hypothetical. NCBI's taxonomy places the organism in Eukaryota, Metazoa, Annelida, Clitellata, Rhynchobdellida, Glossiphoniidae. The transcript is spliced from 2 exons. The annotation marks the transcript as partial. The record is from RefSeq and is a predicted model, not a curated record.
AGUUCAGCUGAUGAAAAACAAGAUGAAGCUUCGAUAAUUGAGAGGUUUUCCAGCUUUGAGGAAGUUACAAACGCUUGCAGAACAGCUGGGUUAGAUAGAUGCAACUUAAUUCUUGGUAUUGAUUACUCGGCGAGCAAUGAGUGGCAAGGUAGGAAGACGUUUGGUCAGGGUUGUUUGCAUAAAACAUCGGGCAAUAAAGUUUACAAUCCAUAUCAAAAAGUUAUUUGGGUCCUUGGACAGACGUUGGCACCGUUCGAUGAAGAUGGAAGAAUUCCUUCUUUUGGAUUUGCGGAUUACGAAACGAGGAAUAAAACGAUUUUCAGUUUAACGAAAUCUGGACUGCCCUGCCAAGGGUUCUCGGAGGUUUUGGAUUGUUACAAUCAGGUAGUAGAAUUCGUUUAUUAUGGCGGACCAACCAGUUUCGUACCAAUAAUCGAUAAAGCAAUGAAGAUAGUCAUCAACUCUGACAACAACUACCACAUACUCAUCGUAAUAACCGACGGCCAACUUCCUGAGGAAGAAUUUUCAAAAACCCAGAAAACGUUAGUGAAAGCAUCCCAACUGCCUCUUAGUAUCAUUGUAAUUGGCGUCGGGGACGGUCCCUGGGACAAAAUGCAAAGACUUGAAAACCCAGAUAAAAGAUAUUUUAAUAAUUUUCGAUUUGUUGAGUACCACAAAACGACAAACAAGAUGAAACACCCUGACGCAUUGCUAGCUCUUGGUGCUUUGAUGGACAUACCUGAUCAGUAUAAAAGAAUAGCAGAACUAGGAUACAUU